AUGAAUAUGGAGAAUCCUGAAAUCCUGCUUAAACGUAGACGUAAUGCUGAUGAAACUAGGUUAGCUAAACAGCAGCUAGCUGGACAGAGAAAACAUCGUGAAAAGAAAAACAGAUUUGUUAGGGCAGAAUCUAUAGUUGCAAAGACUUUAGCUACUCAAAGAGAGAAGGAAAGAGUUAAGAGGAUCAACAAAUCAGUAAAGAAUCAUCAUGGCGACAAUGAAAAAAUUUUAGAUGAAACCAAAGACGGUGCUAAAAUUACUUACGAUGGUAAACCACAACUUUUAUUCGUUGUACGUGUUAAAGGUCCACAUGCAGUGAACAUUCCACAGAGGGUUUUCAAAGUUUUACAAAUCUUGAGGUUAGAACAAGUCAAUACAGGUGUUUUCUUUCGCUUAAAUCCUACCACUUUCCAAUUAUUAAAGAUUAUUGCACCUUAUAUCGUUGUUGGUAAACCUUCAUUGUCAACGGUCAGAUCUUUGAUACAAAGAAGAAGUCGUGUUAACUGGAAAGGUUCACAAAUUAACUUAAAUGAUAAUAACAUUGUUGAAGAAGCGUUAGGUGAACAGGGUAUUAUCUGUAUGGAAGAUAUCGUUCAUGAAAUUUCGACCAUGGGUGAAACUUUUAAGCAAUGCUGUUACUUCCUACUGCCAUUCCAGUUAGCAAGACAGGUUAGUGGAUUUAGCGCUUUGAAAAAAUUGAAAAAAUUGGAACAGAGACAAAAGGAAAGACAUUUAUCCAAUGCUGGUAAUGCUCCAUUGGUAGAGAUUGAUAUCGAUCAAUUGUUGAGCGAAAUGAAUUGA
This is a messenger RNA of Zygosaccharomyces rouxii, 801 nucleotides long. It is a transcript of the gene RLP7, whose product is annotated as Rlp7p. The record is from RefSeq and is a predicted model, not a curated record. Bases 1 to 801 code for a protein of 266 amino acids. Lineage: Eukaryota; Fungi; Ascomycota; Saccharomycetes; Saccharomycetales; Saccharomycetaceae. Gene Ontology annotation, cellular component: cytosolic large ribosomal subunit. Gene Ontology annotation, biological process: maturation of LSU-rRNA from tricistronic rRNA transcript (SSU-rRNA, 5.8S rRNA, LSU-rRNA). The transcript has a single exon. Gene Ontology annotation, molecular function: structural constituent of ribosome; RNA binding.